CAGAAGAGUGCGAGUGGGAGUGCCGAGCAGAGGCAAGAAACCUAACAUCCUCUCUCAGCUUUCCAGAUUCCCUGCAGCACUUUGCGCUGUGCCGCUGUCAGCCCAGGGGAAGGAAGCGAUGUAAGCAGGGCAGGCUGGGAACUCCACUGUCUCGCCUCGGGGGAAAUGCCUCAGCUGAAGUUUCUCUAGGUCCAGCUUAGUGAAUAAAGACGCAUCGUUUUGGAAUUACUCAACAGCAGCUGUCACUACUGACACAUCCAUUUGCCUUGAGAAAAUGUUCGCCAUCCACUUGCUGGCUUUCCAUUUUGCAAAGCUAAAAGAGGAUCAAAUAAAAAAGGUUGACAGGUACCUGUACCACAUGCGUCUCUCCGACGAUGUCUUGCUGGACGUGAUGGCUCGCUUCCGGGCCGAGAUGGUGAAGGGCCUGGGCAGAGACACCAACCCCACAGCGACAGUCAAAAUGCUGCCUUCAUUGGUGCGCUCGCUUCCUGAUGGCUCGGAGAAGGGUGAUUUCCUCGCUGUUGACCUGGGUGGCUCCCAGUUUCGUGCCCUCGAAGUGAAGGUGUUUAAUGAUGGGAAACAGAGCAGCCAACUGGAGAGCAAGUUUUACCCUACACCAAAGGAAGUCAUACAGGGCAGUGGAGCAGAGCUCUUCAGUUAUGUUGCUGACUGUCUGUCAGACUUCAUGGAGUCCAGAAACCUGAAGCAUAAGAAGUUACCUCUUGGCUUUACGUUCUCUUUUCCAUGCAAACAGACCAAACUGGAAGAGGGAGUCCUUCUUUCCUGGACGAAACACUUCAAGGCCCGAGGAGUGCAGGGCACAGAUGUAGCGAGCUCUCUGCGCAAGGCCCUCCAGAAACAUAAGGACAUAGAUGUCGAUGUUUUGGCAAUGGUCAAUGACACUGUAGGAACCAUGAUGACCUGUGGUUACGAUGACCCACGCUGUGAAAUUGGACUCAUAAUUGGGACUGGCACCAAUGCAUGCUACAUGGAGGAUAUGAGGCACAUCGAUUUGGUGGAAGGUGAUGAAGGGAGAAUGUGCAUUAACACAGAGUGGGGUGCUUUUGGAGAUGAUGGUGCUUUGGAUGACCUCCGCACAGAGUUUGAUCGGGAGCUCGAUCUGGGAUCUCUCAAUCCUGGAAAACAAUUGUUUGAGAAGAUGAUCAGUAGCCUGUAUUUGGGAGAACUUGUAAGACUCAUUAUUCUUAAAAUGACAAAGGAAGGUCUGCUCUUCAACGGAAAAGUGUCAGCAGCUCUGCUUACUAAGGGCAAGAUUGAAAUGAAACAUGUGUCUGCAAUGGAAAAAUAUAAGGAAGGUCUGAGCAACACAAAAGAGAUCCUCACAGAGCUGAACCUGUUUCCCUCUGAAGACGACUGCAUCGCCGUUCAGCAUGUCUGCACCAUCGUGUCUUUCCGCUCGGCCAAUCUCUGUGCUGCAGCCCUAGCAGCCAUACUGACCCGACUGAGAGAGAAUAAAAAACUGCUACGGCUGCGAACCACUGUUGGGAUUGAUGGAGGGCUCUAUAAAACCCACCCCCAAUAUCCUAAACGCCUGCACAAGGUGGUGAGAAGGCUGGUCCCAAAUUGUGAUGUUCGGUUCCUCCUCUCUCAGAACGGCAGUGCAAAGGGGGCUGCCAUGGUGACAGCAGUGGCAUACAGGCUGGCUGCUCAGCGAAAGCAAAUUGAUGCUGUUCUUGCACCUUUCCUGCUAUCCCUGGAGACACUCAGAGAUGUAAAGAACAAAAUGAGGACCGAGCUGGAGUAUGGGCUAAAGAGAGAGACACAAGACAGGGCUACAGUGAAAAUGUUGCCCACGUAUGUCUGUGGGACACCAGAUGGAACAGAGAAUGGAAAAUACCUUGCCCUUGAUCUUGGUGGGACAAAUUUCAGGGUUUUGCUCGUCAAAAUUAGAAGUGGAAGAAGGAGAUCAGUACGAAUGUAUAAUAAAAUAUUUGCCAUUCCUUUGGAGAUCAUGCAAGGGACAGGGGAAGAGCUCUUUGACCAUAUAGUCCAGUGCAUAGCAGACUUCUUGGAGUAUAUGGGGAUUAAAGGUGCCCGCCUACCUCUGGGUUUCACCUUCUCAUUCCCAUGCAGGCAAGCCAGCAUCGACAAGGGAACACUUGUGGGAUGGACAAAAGGAUUCAAGGCAACUGAUUGUGAAGGGGAAGAUGUUGUUGAUAUGCUGAGGGAGGCCAUCAGAAGAAGAAAUGAGUUUGACUUGGACAUCGUAGCGGUGGUGAAUGACACUGUUGGGACAAUGAUGACUUGUGGAUAUGAGGAUCCAAACUGUGAGAUUGGCCUUAUUGCAGGAACAGGUAGCAAUGUGUGCUACAUGGAGGACAUGAAGAACAUAGAAAUAGUCGAAGGGAAUGAAGGAAAAAUGUGCAUUAAUACAGAAUGGGGAGGAUUUGGUGAUAAUGGUUGUAUUGACAACAUCAGAACAAAAUAUGAUAAAGAAGUAGAUGAAGGCUCGCUAAAUGCAGGGAAACAGAGAUACGAAAAAAUGACCAGUGGAAUGUAUCUAGGUGAAAUAGUGAGGCAAAUUUUGAUCGACUUGACCAAACAAGGACUGCUGUUCAGAGGACAGAUUUCAGAAUCACUCAGGAAAAGAGGCAUAUUUGAAACAAAAUUCCUAUCUCAGAUUGAGAGCGACCGGCUCGCCCUCCUCCAAGUCCGACGGAUUCUGCAGCAGCUCGGCCUCGACAGCACGUGUGAAGACAGCAUCAUUGUGAAAGAGGUGUGUGGAGCUGUUUCCAGGAGAGCUGCCCAGCUGUGUGGGGCAGGACUGGCGGCCAUUGUUGAGAAGAAGAGAGAAAACCGAGGUGUGGAGCACUUGCAAAUUACCGUUGGAGUAGAUGGGACUUUGUACAAACUUCAUCCACAUUUUUCUAGGGUCCUGCAGGAAACGGUGAAGGAACUGGCACCUCGGUGUGAUGUGACUUUCAUGCUCUCUGAAGAUGGGAGUGGGAAGGGAGCUGCUCUCAUUACUGCAGUAGCAAAAAGAUUGCAUAAUAUUGGACAGAAAUAAACAUAAGAAGUAAAUUCAUUUCAACACUACCAGCCAUGUGCACUAGAGAUUUAUUGACAAGUGAUUGAAGACAGCUUUGACAGACACCAGUGUACAGGUACCUGUUUUUCAGGGAGCAGCUGGUUAUAGAGCAGCCAAGAUUGUGGAUUUUUGUCCCUUGGACAUCUCUUGGGUCUGAUGUUUCUUCUCCCCACCAUUAUGUCUUGAAACAUUGCAGUGUACUCAAUUCUCUACUUCCUGAAGUGCAUCUAUAACAUGUAUGGGAGAGUCAGACAAACAAAAAAACCCAAUCCAACCAACCAACCAACCAAAAACCCAACAAUGUAUUUUUACAAUCGUUUAAUUAAGCUACUGUAGCGCAAGCAAAUCUAUCACAAGUUUCUUAGAUUUGAUGUGGUUUUUAGUUUUGACUUGGCCUGUCUCAAGGAAUGUUGAGAUCUAAUGUUGCACAUGUCUAAUGGACAUAUUUGUUUAAUGCAUCCCAGGUUUUACAAUAAAUCUGCAAGUAAAUAAAAUGAACGGGCUUUGGUCAGUGACCCCCCAGCACCCAGCUACAUUGGUUAUGAGUGUAUUGUAAUGUAGUAGUUCCCUGAAGUACUGGAGUAUGUUUAAUGAUGCAGUGAAAAAGAAGUGUGAUUCCAAAGAAUAUGUUUGUGCCAAAAUAUCUUAGUGCACUUCAGUGCACAUAGACAUAAACAGCACUGAAUGGAUUUUCAUUGAGACUACUUAUAUUUGGUUCUUGGGGAAAAAGAGGAUGUAGAAGCAGCUAGAAGGUCUGCCACGUGUGUGUUAGAUCUGUCCAAAGGGUAUCAUAUUGGUUCAUCUUUGGGCCAUCAAAAUAGCUUUGUAGAGAGGAAAAAAGAAUCACUUGGAUUUCUGAAAUUCUCCUAUUUGUUUUCCCUCAGUGAUCUGCAUGCCUGUUUGAGGAAGGAUAACUUCCAUUUUGUGGAAGGGACUUUAUCCUUGCCUUUCGUUGUCUGUUGCCUGCUGCUUUGCCUGUCUGCAGUUUGUUGUAAAUAAAUCCAUGGUGCUAUGAGUCUUUGCUUCUCUGUCUAGUGCCUCUUCUGAGCUGUGGGAAGAACAUACAGGCAAGUAGGAACUUUCUUUAAAUCAAGGUAUAACAGUACUCAGCAGCAUUGCAGUUAUUACAAAAGUGGCUUUCAGAAAGGACCUAACUGGAGCCAAAUUUACCUUUACACUAAUGAAGCGCUGUUUAAUUUAUCAUUAGCUUACCCAAAGGCCUGCAAACCAGGAAAAUAACUCAUGCUCUUGUGUCACCAAAUGUCCUUCCCCUGAUGUGCACAUUUCAGAGUAAACUGAAACAAUAAUGUGGUGCAGAGAAGCAGCAGAUCUGGAGCUUGCUAUUCUGUUCUCAAAUAUUACAGGAUCUCCUGAGAUCCUCUGUUCUUGAGUAGUUGCUUCUACUCAGGCAGGCAGCAGAAAGUGGGGCCAAAAAAUAUACUGUAAGCCUUAGAUGGACCAAAAGUAACUACUGUGCAGGGGGAUAAGCAGCUGAAUUUAUAUAAAAAUCUGAAUAAGGCCAAUGGGUCUAAAUUUAGCAAUGGCAAAUACAAAAAGUAUUUGGUGGCACAUAUACCAUGACAUACACAAAAAGAAGAUACCAACCUUUUCUAUUUUGUAGAUUUUUUUAGAAGAAACAUGUCAGCAUCCCUGUGUGUGUGCUGGGGCCACAGGAUGGGUAAAGAAUAAGAGCUGGAAAUAAUUUUUAUUUUUAGAAGGAGUUCCUCACCAUACAGAGCUCCCUGUACAGGGCAACUGAGAAGAGAUAUGUUAUGAAGCCACAUGUACUGUUUUCCUCCUUCUGUCAAGCAGCUUAGUAUUUUAAUUUUGUCUUUAUUUCUGAAUCCACCGAUUCACAGAAACUGAAGCUUGCUAUGCAGGGGGUGCAAAGUUAUUUGGAGCUGGCUGUUUUCCUAAUGAUGAAGAGACUAAAUUCAGUGGGACAAGGUACAGCAAAAAGCCGUCCUGGCUUGGGGCUUUGUGGAGCCUAGAAAUAGCUCUUCUGUGUUGGCUGUUUCUCCCCUGGGCACUCUGAGAUCUUGUAUUCGUUGUGUACUUCUGGGUCCUUUUGGGGGAUUGGAUUGUGCUAAUCUGCAAAAGUGCGCCCGUGGGUGAAAUAUGUCCCUCUAUAGCUGGAGGGAGGUGACAUGGACUUGCCCCAGAAUGGCCACGUGAGUAUGAUGCAGAGAUCUAUCGCACUUCUGUUCUAAAGCCUGCUCUGCACAACUGGAAUGCAAAUCAGUAACAACACAAGGUAAACCACUUGCACAGAUCCUUGCUUUAGAAAUUUAAAUCGUAUUGCUUUGGAUUUUUUUUUUAGUCUUCUUUGGGAAGUUAAAUAUUCAUACAGUUUAUACCUCAGCUGCAGUAGAUUAGGCCCACACAAUUAAAAAAUACAUAUAUUUUUACAUCUACAGGGUUUAUUUGUUUAUUUUUCUUUCUGUUGAAUCCGUGGGUGGUGUGGAAUCUGAUCACAUGAACUUGAAAUGCUGCUUGCAAAGUGCCUGGUGACUUACAGCUCGUAUUGCAGUCCCUAAGGCCCAGGACACGCAUGUUCCUGCUUUUCCUGCAGGUUGGUGCAAACUCAGCCAGCUGCCACAUGGAUCUGUUAACACGUCUGCUGGGCAGGGAGAUGGCAUCUGGGCUGGGAGGAUGCAGCAUUUGUGUCCCUGAUUGUGCUGAUGUGUGGAAACUCAAGGAGUAAUGCAAACUUGCAUACUGUCUUGUAUGGAUUUUAAGCCACCAAACCUAAAUCUUUCUCUAUGUGUUUUAUGUGGUGACUCAGUUAGAAGCCCUGUUUUAAAAUAAAGGUGGAGGCCUCCCAUUAACUAUGAAAGAUAUUCUGAAAAACACAGCACAACUGGUCGCAUAAAAUUGUUAAUUAGUGUAAAAUAAAAUGAGAUUCUUCUGGUUUCACA
This is a messenger RNA of Meleagris gallopavo (turkey), 5967 nucleotides long. The record is from RefSeq and is a predicted model, not a curated record. NCBI's taxonomy places the organism in Eukaryota, Metazoa, Chordata, Aves, Galliformes, Phasianidae.